Messenger RNA from Penicillium taxi, 1476 nucleotides. Its product is annotated as RXT2 domain-containing protein. Gene Ontology annotation, cellular component: cytosol; Rpd3L complex. The coding region runs from base 1 to 1476 and encodes 491 amino acids. The transcript is spliced from 4 exons. The record is from RefSeq and is a predicted model, not a curated record. Gene Ontology annotation, biological process: negative regulation of rDNA heterochromatin formation; negative regulation of silent mating-type cassette heterochromatin formation. NCBI's taxonomy places the organism in Eukaryota, Fungi, Ascomycota, Eurotiomycetes, Eurotiales, Aspergillaceae.
AUGACAACCCAGGCAGCGCUAAUAUUUGAUACAAUUAUCGGUCUAAAAAGAGCAUUGCGCCGAGAAUAUGAAGACACUGACAUUCUGUUCCUCACAGAUGCUGGCCCAGAUGAUCCCAUCACUCAGCCGACGAAUCGCGGGAAUAAAAUGAAGGCAAAUGCGAAGUAUGUGAGUCAAGGAGCACUGGGGCAUAUCAAUGGCGAGGAAUUUUACAAAGAGAAAGUCGAACAUGCCGGUUACAAAAGAUGCAUUCUACAACGUAAUCCUAUACGCUACGAUUCAGAGGGUGAGGAGCUUGAUGAAGAGGAGGAAGAUUCUGAGGCCGACGCUGCCGCAGCUGAGGAGAACCCGUUCUCAGGGAUCGCGUUAGAAACACUUUUGUGUCCAUUGAAGCACCCUUCUGAACUCUCGACCCACCCUUCGUUGUCCCAGGCCUACAGCUCCCAGGCUCUUGAACAAAUGACCAAAAAGGUUGAGGAGAAGUUACGUCAAGAACGGGCUCUUUUGUGGCGCGCCCGCAAUCUACAUCGUGAAUUCUUGGGUGAUAUCGGAUGGAUGCCGUGCGGUGCUGUCGAGACACCUGAGGACCGUUAUAUCUUUGACCCGAGGGUUAUAGACGACUCACAACGCAUGUCUGGUCAACAACACCCCAUACAGAAUGGAACCUCCUCUGCUGGUGGCGUGACUAGCGCACCACAAGAGAUCCACACUCAAUUCACGAACGGGGAUCAACAAACACAGAAUCAAGUGGGGAAUGAAUCACGGACUGAAAAUAAUGAUGUGGCGAUGGCCGAGGUCCCAGCCGGAGAUUUGAUUGUGAACAAUUAUUCUACAGGGCAGAACAUCUCUCUCAAAUCAGAGGAAGCCGAUGCAGCAGUCAACGAUCUUCCACCGCACCUUGCCAAUGAGGAGGUGGACAAGGAUAGAGAGAUGGUUGACCCCGAAAGCACACAUUCAAACCACAAUGAAGGAGACGCUGAGAUGCACGAUGGAUCUUCACCUUCACCGCCUCGUCGUAUGACCACUCGUGCACGGGCUAGUGCAGCAAAUCCUCAGGACGGCCAGUCUCCGUUGUCUUCAGCCGACACUGCCAGCACCAUGCCCACCGCGCACCCACUGUUCAUAAUCCCAGACAACAUCCGUCCAGAUCCAAACUAUGGUCUCCCAGCACUUGAAGCAGAGGAGACGCGUCGUCUGCUCUGGUCCUACAUCCAGAAACAAGAAGAGACAGUGCGAGGAUUCGAGCACAUGCUCGACUCCUUGCUUCGCGCAUGCCGUAUGAAGGCCAACGUGUUGGAAUGGUCUAAGGCAGAGGGCCAUGUUGGAGAGAUGAGCGAUGGCGAGGACUGGUAUGAUCGUGAGAAAUGGGGUCUUGCAGAGGGCGAGGAUCUCAAAAAGGGUACUGAUGAGGACGAGGUCGAGGUGGCGGAUGAUAGUCGGACUACAGCCAAGAGGGGCCGUGGACGACGAGCGUGA